UAGGUCGGUGUUCGAGUGUGUCGCGAACCUCGACUACCUGGGCCCGGCAGUGUAAACCUGAAUUCAAAUCCGUCUCUCUUCUGCUGCGCGUUGCAUUGAGAAUCAACUGCCGAGUUCCCAGUUCGCGCUCAUAUGCUGUUGGGGGCCGCAGUGAGAGGCGAUUGUCCCGCAAGCUGCGAAACUUUCUUGCAACCCCAUGACAACUUCGUUUGGCGAGCCCAAACCGUCUGUCAUCUGGUUGGAGCCGCCAGCGCAGACUCCAACGUCAAGCAGUCGGGCGGUAGUAUAUCGCCUCGCCUUGCGCAGCUCCGGAACCGCGAGCAAGGCGAGCAUUUCCUGGAGAGCCCACAAAGAAGCAGGUACCAGGAAGCACUUCAUCUCAUCCACCGGGGUUCUCCCGCCAGGACCAAAUUCCCCGUCCCUAUUCCAGCCCAGCAGUCCCAAACCUGACUAUGCCAGCAGCUGGCAGACACAAUAUCACCACGCACAUACCACUAUACACGGGCAAGAUACCUGAAGCUUUACGAAUGCAACCCGGCUCCCGAUCCACCCACCCACCCACCUGCCAACAGGUGCGCCAGGCCAGGCCGCAUUACGUGACGCGGACCAGC
This is a messenger RNA of Parathielavia appendiculata, 611 nucleotides long. RefSeq lists its product as uncharacterized. The transcript has a single exon. Lineage: Eukaryota; Fungi; Ascomycota; Sordariomycetes; Sordariales; Chaetomiaceae. Bases 197 to 517 code for a protein of 106 amino acids. The record is from RefSeq and is a predicted model, not a curated record.